CUCUGUGUGGCGGGAUGGGGCUGCUGGAGGAGUGCGCCGCCGCCUUCGGCUCCCCCGACCUCUACCGCGUACUGGGCGUCCGCCGGCAGGCCUCGCCCGCGGAGAUCCGCCGCGGCUACCACCGCGCAUCUCUCCGCGUACACCCGGACCGCGCCGAGCUCCAGGACAAGGAAGAGGCGACAAGGCGAUUCCAAAUCCUGGGCAAGGCAUAUGCGGUGCUGAGCGACGCGGAGCAGCGCGCAGUGUACGAUGAGCAGGGCACGGUGGACGAGGAAGGCGAGGCGCUUAGGGGCGAGCGGGACUGGCAGGAGUACUGGCGGCUGCUCUUCAAGAAGAUCACAGUAAAAGACAUUGAAGACUUUGAAAAGAGCUACAAAGAUUCAGAAGAAGAGCUAGCUGACAUUAAAGCGGCGUACAUGGAUUUUGAGGGUGACAUGGACAGAAUAAUGGAGUCUGUGUUGUGUGUGGACUAUACAGAUGAACCAAGGGUACGGAGGAUCAUAGAGAAAGCCAUUGACGCUGGAGAAGUCCCAUCCUACAAAGCUUUUGUCAAAGAGUCUAAGCAGAAAAUGACCGCAAGGAAAAGGAGGGCAGAAAAAGAAGCUGAAGAAGCAGAAAAGUCUAAAGAUGAAUUGGGCCUCGGUGGAGAAGAUGACUUGAAAGCACUGAUUCAGAGCAGAAAUAAAGAUCGGGAAAAGGCAAUGGAUGAUUUCUUGGCCCAACUGGAAGCAAAAUACGGGAGUAAUGCUAAAAAGGGAGGAAGGAAGCCUGCGGCCAAGAAAAGAAAGAAAUAAGGAGUGCAGGCUGAAAUAUCAGGAGGAAGUACAUCAGUGGAGCAACAGAAGUGGAACAGCAGUGGGACAUAUUUUAAGCACAGCAAGUGAAAAAGCUGCAUAAUGCAAACAUGUAUUGUAACUCUUUCACUUACUACAAGUGUCCAAUAAAACAUCUGGAGGAGAAACAAGGCUUCUAGCUUCUCCAUAUUCUGUCUGAGCAUUGAAGGGAAGCUUUUAGAUGCCUUCUAAAGGGAGCUACACCAAUCUAACUGCACAAAAUACAACACAAGUCAAGCUUUAGUCACAGGAUGCAUAUAAAAGAGUAAGUAUUCUGUUUUCAAGAGACAGCCUUUUCAUAUGAAAGCCUUUUCACAGGAGAGGUAUCUGUACAUUAUUAUGUGCUUGAAACCUAUUGGAAAUGAUCAAGAAGCCUUAGCUCUUGAUAUAUGUUCCAAAGUUGACUGGAGAAGGGUGUUCACAGAACCAUUUAGCCUGGAAAAGACUUUUAAGACCUUGUGGUGUGACACUCCCAAGUCCACUACAAACCAUGUCCCUCAGCACCACAGUUAGAUGGCUUUUAAAUCCCAUUACGGAUAUGCUUUAACCACUUCCCUGAGCAGGCUAGGCCAGGGCUUGGCAAGCUUUUCAGGGAAGAUGUAUUUCCUAAUGUCCAAACUAAAAACUCCCUUGGUAAAACAUGAGGCCUGUAUUCUGUAAGAACACAUUAGAAAAGCUUCACACUGUAAUGAGCAUUUAAAAAAAUACUUUCCUACUUUACAUCCAUUUGAAUGUUUAUAGUAAUAAAGGGGAGAUGCUGACAAUUGUUAAGAGUGAUUAAAGGCUGAGGAAAGGGAACAGAAGCAUGAAAUUGUGGUAUUAGAAAUAUCAGGGACUAGGAACAUAGGACCAAGUAACAGGAUGGAUGACUUUAUAGGUAAACUGCCAAACUAAAAGUAAAGUAUGUCAAUUUACAACAGCUAGAAUAUAGAAAUACAUUAAAUCCUUAAUUGUUUAACCUUGUAGUGCCUGUAAAUGACUACACUGAGCCAGAUGAUUGUGCCAAAUGAACCCAAGGUACUCUACAUGUGAUUGAAGGAUCACUGAGCUCAUGAAGAGUCCCUUGGUCAGUCAGACAACCUAUUUAAGGUCAGCAUCUUACAGCCCAGUUUGGGCUAGGAUAGCAACAGGCAGUUUGACCUCAGAAAUCUAUAGUUUUAAGUUCAUCCUGAAGACAGAAAAAGCAAGUUGGUUAUCCAUAAAGAGAUGGUGGUAUUUGCUUUGCUCAUAUUGGAGAGAAUGAGGUCUAUAGGUCAUGUGCAAAACUACCUACAUGUGUAUGUAAUUCACUGAAUCACAGCUUGUAGCACAGGAAGCAUCAUCUUGUGGAACUCUGCUUUCUUAGGGUACACCACUUUAAUGGGCAGUUAAUCAAAUAAUUCAUGUUCUUUCUGUCCAACUGAAUGCCUUCUGUACAAGCUGGGCUCUCUAAAUAGGGUAACUGGUAGUGAGAAGCUGAUUUUGAAACGUACAAUCGAGCUCCCCUGAAAACAUCAUCCACAGAGCCUGGGGUCCCAGUUCGAGAGUGGCUGGUGCUGAUGGGAUGCAGGGUACGUGGAGGUGGGUUUCGCCUUCUGGUAGCACGUGACAGGGAUGAUGUGCUGAGCUCUAGAGGACGAUCUGGCCACAAUCUGUUACCAGAGAGGAUGGAACUGGAGCCUGGCCGUUUGUCAUCCAGGUCCCUGACAAAAGAAUUCCAAAACCAAAGGAGCUACGGUCAGCAUGAUUGCUAACUGCACUCUUACCACAGUCCUCCUCUACACAUAAGAUGAAUAAAAUCAUGGAAUGGCUUAGCUUGGAAGGCACCUUAGAGAUCAUCUACCUCAACACCUCUGCCAUGGGCAAGGAUGUGUCUCAGCUGGACUUGGUUCGCCAAGGCCCCAUCCAGCCUGGUCUUAAACACCUCCAGGAAGGGCACAUUCAUGACCUCCCUGGGCAACCCAUUCCAGGGUCUCACCACUGUUGUACUGAAGAACUUCUUCCUAAGAUCCAGUCUACACCUACUCUUGAGGCCUCAACUUCAAACCAUUCCCACUUGUCCUGUCAACAGACACCCUUAUGAAGUUUCUUUCCAGCUUCCCUGUAGGUUCCCUUCAGGUAUCGGAAGGGAACUCUUAAGGUCACACCUGGAGUCUUCCCCAGGCUGAAUAACCCCAGCUCCCUGUCCUUAUAGAAGAGAUGCUUCAUCCCUUGGAUCAUCCUUCUGGCCCUCUUCUGAACUCAUUCCAACAGUUCUAUGUUCUUCUUAUGAUGGGGACACUAGUACUGGACUCAGUAUUCAUGGUGUGGUCUCACAAAAGCAGAGUACAGGGCAGAGUCUCCUCUUGAUGCAGCCCAGAAUACGGUUUGCCUUCUAGGCUACACGAGCACACUGCCAGCUCAUGGUGAGCUUCUCAUCAAUCAGUGCCCCCAAGAAUAUUUUCAUGUGUGGACAAUUAUGUGUCUUCCUAUUUUUAUGUAACAUAAUUUACAGCCAAAAUAAAAAAGAACAGGGGAUGGAAAAAAAACCCAAACCUUUUUUAUUUUGUUUACUGAACUAUGAGCUUUCUGAUUGAAGAUUCCAGUAUGAAAGUAAAAAUUAGUCACAGAACAGAUUAAAAAAUCCCACAAUGUAAACAUCAGUCUUCACACCCAUAGCCUAGAUCUAGUUCUAGGAACUAGGCAAAUGGCUUUCUCUGUCCCAUUUGGAGCUUGUAUCUCUUUCCAGGGUGUCAGUUAGGGCCAACAGCUGUUCACUAAGUGGUAAGCCAGCAGGAAUCAACCAGAAAACCAGUGCACUAAGUAAACUAUUUGACAGAGAACAAAUAACCAAGCAAUCAGGAAGACAAACAAGAAUUGCUUUCUCCAGUGCUCUACUUGGUAAGAGGUGAUCUAUAGUUCUUACAGUGUUUUCUCUAGUGCAGGCAGAUUCCUUUGCUGUAACUGCAUCCCAUGUAUCACCAUCAAGCCAUUUAGGUUAUGCUGAGAGCCACUGCUUGACCCUUGAGAGAGAUUUACCUGAAAAUUUGAAAAACAGGUAAGGAAAUUACUGUUUUGCAGAGACACACAUGAACAUGUUUAGAGAUUUUGUCCCUGUAAACAGUUUUGGAGGGAAAAAGUUAGAUUCUUCCAUGCCAUCCAAACAGUUAAUUAUCUCCCCACCUAAGCUAGGCAUCUUAGCAUUUGUGCUAGUUUGAGCCUAGCUGGGAUACUUUAGUGAGAGGAAUUAGAUGAUAGGCUGUGAAAAGGAAACAAUGGUGAUGUUUACUGCACUCAUAGGCUUGCUGAGAUGUAUAAGAACAAGAACACAAAUAUAGAUAACACAGUUGCUCUAUGGCUUUUUAGCUGCCUCCCUUCUCUCUCUCUCCAGUCUGCUGUCUGUGUGACUAAUCUGACUGCUCCCUAACCCCCCUGGCUGAUUCUUGAAAGUCACCUUGACCAUAAGGCAAAGUCUGGAACAAGGUAGAGGGGUGGGAAGAAGGUGGAAGGGUCGCUGGGAGCCCCUCCUGGGGACUCUGGUUUCUGGGAGGGCUGUUGUGUUUCUGUAUUGCUUUUUGACUUGUGUAUUUCUGUCUAUAGCUGGAUAUAUUGUAGAUAUCUGCUUGUAUAUUGAGCUAAGCUGUAAAUAUAGCUUCAUUCUUUAAUUUCCA
Molecule: messenger RNA, 4462 nt
Organism: Pogoniulus pusillus (Red-fronted tinkerbird)
Lineage: Eukaryota; Metazoa; Chordata; Aves; Piciformes; Lybiidae
Gene: DNAJC9
Product: DnaJ heat shock protein family (Hsp40) member C9
Exons: 6
Coding region: 15-794 (259 amino acids)
Cellular component (GO): nucleus; cytoplasm
Molecular function (GO): heat shock protein binding
Source: RefSeq, a predicted model, not a curated record